Messenger RNA from Erigeron canadensis, 3639 nucleotides. RefSeq names its product filaggrin-like. Bases 120 to 3542 code for a protein of 1140 amino acids. The transcript is spliced from 5 exons. Lineage: Eukaryota; Viridiplantae; Streptophyta; Magnoliopsida; Asterales; Asteraceae. The record is from RefSeq and is a predicted model, not a curated record.
CUUCGUAUACUACUUAAUUAGGGUUUUCUUAUAAUUAACCUAAUUUUAUUUUAUUCAAAUUAGGGUUUUUAUAUACGAAUUUUUGCAGCCGUUAAUAUUACCUGAUUCAGUUAUUUAGUAUGCCGAGAAGUUCUCGAAGUAAAUCGCAUAAGCAAAGCAAGCAUAGCUCUUCGUCGGCGACGGCAGCGAGAGAAUAUUCCGGUUCCGACGAGGAUGUGAAAGUGAAGGAAAAGAGUAGUAUUAAUGGCGGCAAAGAAGAUUCCGUUAGGGUUUCAGUUUCGAGUGAGAAAAGGAAACAUAUCAAGGAUUUGAUAGUGAAUCAUCUGAAUGGCGAUGUUAACGAAGAGUAUGCGAAUACGAAUACGAGCUUGUCGAAAAGGCGAGAGGAGAAGGUUCGAGAAGGGAGUGACAGGUGGAAUGGCGGGAGUAGUGAUGAGAAAGGAUUGAAUAUGGAUGUUUUGGGAAAGUCGAAGGAUUUAUCGAAAUCGGGGAGUGAUUCGAAGAGUAAGAGUAGUAAGAGGAAUGAUGGAGAGAGUGCGAGUGGUGUGUUGGAGAAGGAUCGAGGCGAAAAAAGGAAGUCGGAGAGGAAAGAGAGUAGUAGUAGUAGUCAGUAUGUAAAAGAGAGUAAGGAAUCGAAAGACAAGGAUAGGGGAAGAAAAAGUCAUUCUGAUAAGGUUGAGAAUGAGGCUGUAUCGAAGCAAGGCGAGAAUCAGUCGAGCAAACGAGUGAAAGAGAUUACUGAAUGGCCUAUAGAAGAAGAUUUGAGAAACCCCGAGUUAGAGAAGGAGCUCGAGAAGAGGAUGCGGAGAAGAGGAGAAAGUUCUAGUGACAAAGAUAAAUAUCAAGAUGACGUGAAAGAAGCCGAGGAUAGGCGUUUGUCUUCAAGAACUGAGCGUGCCAAGGAUGAAAGGCAUAAAAAUGAAGAGUAUGUAGAUGUUGUUAGAGAAGACAGUGUUAAAGAAACCCGACAAAGGGAUGAAAAGCAUCGUGAAGAUGGUGAACGUGAUAGAAAGAACAGGGACGUUAAGCACCGAGGAGAAAGUGAAAGAUAUAACAAACACAGAGAUGAUAAAUACCGUGAUGAUAAGUAUAGUGAAGAUGGUAAUAAAGAUAACAAAUACAAAGAUGAAAAGUAUAUCGAAAUAGCCGAGAAAGAUGAAAAGAUACGGGAUGGAAAACGCAAACAAGAUGAUGAUAGAGAUUAUAGACAUAAAGACGAUAAGUAUCGGGAUGCCAGACACCGGGAUGAUGCCGAUAGAGAGAAGAGAGUACGAGAUUCCAAGUAUGCAUCAAGAGACCAUCCAGUUGAGCCAGAGACCAAGCGGUUGAGGGAUGAUGGCAUUGUUGGUGACCUUUAUAAUAAGAAAACAAAUAACCGGGAUGGAAGCCCGAUUUAUGAUGAUCGAGUUGCCAGAUAUAAAGAUGACAAGGAUAGGAGAAGAGGUAAUGACAAAGACGAGUCUAAUGACUAUAGAUCCCGUAGCAUGAAGGAGCAACGUUCCGACGUAGAAAAAAGAUCUAGUGCUAAAGCAGAGUCGCUUUCUGAACGGGGAAGACCUGGUUCUCGUUAUGCCGAUGCGGAAGUAACCACUAGUCAUAGUCGUCGUAGGAGUUCUCCUGGUGGGAGCUCUUACCCUGCAAGAGAUCAGCACAGGGUUUCGAAGCAAGAAGAAUCUAAGUAUCGUGAUUAUGCUUAUGAAGAUCGAACUCGGCAUAAUGCUCACUCAAGUAGAGAUUACACUUCUGUCCCGGGACAAUCAGAUAAGAAAGUGACUCCAAAGGAUGAUAGUUACAUGAAGCCAGAUUCCCGAUCUUCUCCGCAAGUUGAUAAAUCCCCGUCAUCAACCAGUAACGAACGAAGGAACUUGAACAGGUCUGAUGCUAGAAGAAGUCUUGACCUUGAAGAGCCAGGCCCAAGAAGUGGUGGUUCCAAGGAUGCUGUUAAGGAUGGUAAAGGAAGUCGGGAUUUGUCUAUGGAGGCACAUCCUGACAAUGAUUUUUCACAAGUUGAUAAUGAAAAUUUAUCUGCUUCUUCUCCGUACACGAGAAAUAAUCACUUUUCUGGUAAUUCAAAGUCUCAUCUACCACCUCCGUCUCCAUCUUCAUUCAGAACAAGUUCUGAUAGCCCCUUUUUUGGCAAUACAGAAGAUGACAGAAAUAAGUCGAACAAUCGUCAUCGAAGGAUGGCUGACCAGAACAUGGGAAGAUCUCAAGGUAAUUGGAAAAAUGUCCCAAACUGGCCUUCCCCGAUGCCACCUGGUGGUUAUAUUCCUUUCCAGCAUGUUCCCCCACCCAUGUUUCAUCCCCUCAUGCAGCAAUUUCCCCCGCCAAUGUUUGGUAGACCACCAAUGAAAUUAAACCCAGGUUUGCCUUAUCAUGUUCCCGAACAUGGUCGACCUCUUGCAUGGCGGAAUCAAGUGGAUGAAUCGGUUCAACCCCCGUUGCAUGGAUGGGAUGCUAAUAAUGCUGUAUUUAGUGAUGAAUCCCACUUAUACGGUAGGCUCGAUUGGGAUCGAAGAAACCAAUUGAAUAACAGAGGGUGGGAGCAAAGUGGGGAUUUGUGGAAGAGCCAAAAUGCGGGACCAAGCAUGGAUGGGCAAUUGGGUCCCCAGAAAGAUGGGUAUUCGACUCACGGGCCAACUGAUGAAAGCUGGUCUGGGCAGACAAGCCAGCCUGAUGACAUUGAGCAAAAUCAACUGGAUAUUCAGGCUGAGACUUUAAAUCUUGAAAGAAUUGCUCCCGAAGCUCAGAAAGUCACUGAAAGCCCUCAAGUUUAUGAUGCAGUAAAGGAGGACAACAGUACUCUGAUCUCACGAGCGUAUCUUUCUAGGAUAGAUGUAUCUCAGGACCUUACUCAGCCCGAUCUGUUUGAAAAGUGUAUCGGUAUGAUGGAUGUAGAUCAAGACUCGUCUGAUGAGUUUGACUGCAAAAUUUUAUUUGUAGAGGAGAGUGUAGAAUCCAACAUUACCAAUGGUGCCUCACUAUUUACGGUCACAAAUGAUUCUGUUUUCCAGAAAGCAAUGUUUCUUUACAAGAAGCAAAAGGAAGAGCUCCAUUUGAUGUACAACGAGAAAUCAGACCCGGAGUUUGUUCCACCAUCUAAUAAAGAGAUAGGUGGUUCUGAUGGUGAUGGCAAGCCAUUGGAGGAGGUAGCUGCUGAGGACAUAGAUGAGGUUUCUAAAGACAGUGAUGCACCACCAGUUCAGAACCUUGACGCAGAAGCCAUCGUGAGUGAACAGAGCAAAUCCGAGGAACUAAUGGAUAUGGAGGUGGAUCAUGCCAUUGUAAAGCAAGAGGAAGAACCUGAGUUAACCAUGGCUCCAGUUGAAGAGUGUCUUGCACCCUCUGUUAGUGACCUGUUACCUUCCAAGGUUAAAGAAGAAAGUGAAUUUACCAAUGAUGAGAAGAUUGGUGGUGGUGAUGUGUCUUUAUCUGAUAUGUCAACUACUGGGGUGCCAGUGAUGUCGCCAAUUGAGUCAAUUGAGUUUGGGUCAGUAAAUCUAAAUCGGAUACAUCACCAUUCUCCUGAAAGUACACAUUGAGACAUUUUAUAUUUAUCUUUUUAAAUGCCAUCCCUGGCCCCCUUUUCUAUCUCUUAUUAUCGUUGCUUGUUUAUCAAUAAAACCUUUCUGUUUUUUA